AUGACUACAGGCACGCCGGGAACCUGUCUGUGCUUGCCUAUGAAGAUUGAUGCUCUCAGUCAACCAAGCUUUUCCUGUCCUGGUCGGCAGUCCGGCGAUGUGACUGCCACUUCCACUUCCGAGAUGGAGACUCGGAGUCCAUUUCGAACACUCUUUGUCGGCAGCCUCCUGAAAGAGGAAGGCGAGCAUAACGGGAGAGGGAUAUGCAGUGCAGGCAGCCGCGGAAGGUCAGCAGGAACCAACGAGGAUCUGGCUUCUGAAAGGAUGAAUUUGAAUUCACAGGCAGAGUCUGCCGCUGAGGGAACAGCGCAAAACAUUGAGAAAGGCCACAUGGGCGUUGUUUCAGGUAAAGAUGCCUCAGUAUGUUGGAAUCUAAGAGGCCUGCUGGAGCCGUCACCAGUUAAUCAUGAGCAUGCAGCGCUUCAGGAUAUCGGCUGUCCACUCCCUCAGUUAAACCUCUCAAAGACCAAAGCGGUGAGCCUCCCGAGCAUUAAACAAACCUGCUGUGUACAGAAGCUCACGCGACUGGAGGCGCAGGAGAAAUGGGGAAGAAAGGGACGAGAGGCGACAGAUGGCAGAUGUACAUCCACUACUUCUUCCACCCUCUCGGGCUCAAAAGAGAAUUAUUCUUCGCUCUAUCACCCAUGCCCUUCAUCCUCAAUCACAGACGCGGAUGCACAGAGUUUUGGGUCUUUUCCCCCCGUCGCGUUUCCCCAGACGUCUCCUUCUCGUCCGUGUUCUGUCUCCUCCCUCCUCUCUGCUUCGCUCGUUUGUCUCGUCACCGCUCCUGGCUGUUCGUCUCCCCAUGAGACUACACCAGGGAGUGUGUCCACCCCGUCGCUCUCCUUCCCUCCGUCUCAGCUUGCUGCUGAAACGGGAUCUUCUGAUUCGGACAGUGAAGGCGUUUCUUCACUAGGUGCCACGGGCACUUCCUUUUUCCUUGACAUGCCGCUCACUUCCCAUACUCCAAAUGGCGCGACGUUUCCCUCAGAUGCGGCUUGGAGUUUCUCCCCGUCUAAUGAAGCCAAUGGCGUACCCAACGCGCUGGCCAACGAAUCGGAUUCGUGGAUGCAAUUCGGGCCGGGAGGUCUUCGAGAAGAAGAAAGCGACGAAGCGUUGGAAAGCCUUUCCUCGAAUCUCACAUAUGCUUCCUUGUGUGGAUCUCCUGAGGAUGAGAGUGACGCGGGCAAGGCUGAACCCAAAGAGCCAAGGGUGCCUGUGCUCUGGCACCCUGCAAAAUUCUCUCCUUGGCCUAACGCUUGGAGAUGCAGGCAAACGGAGAAGAGUGACGAAGCCAGCCCGGGGCACCAGCGCGGAUCUCCCCAUGGUCUGAUCGGCCCCGUCAUGCGCUCGGUGAGCGGGACCUCGUCUCGACUUACGACCACGGCAUCGGCAGCCGCGAGAUUCGCUGAAUCUCCGACCUUCCUGUCCGUUGGAAAGAUGGCUUUUGGUUCCAAAACAGACGACGAACAAGACAGCGAGUGUCUUCUUCCUGCCCUGAAGCCGACGACGUCAUUCCCCUCUUACGUGUCGCAGACUUCGUCUUCGACAGCUUGUUGCACUUCUGCUCCGAUUUCUCCGUCGAAGCUUCCCGAGGCGACUCACGCCAGUGAGGUGCAAAGCCCGAGCAGCAGACGAAGCAAUGCAAGCAGCGGCGGGUUUUUUCCCCAUUCGGACAGUGGUUCUGCGCAAAGGGACGGGAGAAAGGAACUGGAGAGCCUCUGCGCGGGAGAAGGAAACGACUGUCCCACGCUCGUACAGACCGAGAGGAACCAGGCUGCACGAGGGAACUCUCCAUUGGUGUCACCGGCAUGCGCUGACACCGGAUUCGAUAGAAAACACUUUGCACUUGAUGACACUAGACGGUUGUUUGGAAGCGAUCUAGUAGAAGAACGAGACAUGCCGAGGCAGGGGCAGUGUGGAGACGAUCGAGGCCACCAUGCCUUCUCACGAUAUGGGGAACCCUGGUCUUGUAUCCCACAUAGCGAGACUGAUAGCAGACACUUGUCCCCAGAUGCGGCGCCUUGCUUUGUUUUGCCGUCUUCAACGGCGCUGUUAUCGCUCGGCGGUUCGGCUUUGCUUCGAGAUCCAGAAGGUCAAGGACACACAGAGAAACGUGGAGAGCGCGACGGGAUUAUCGCAAUGCCUAAUCGCGAGCAACGGAUGCCAGGAUUGUCUGAGACUUCCCCAUUUCAAGGUUGGGCGGCUCCGGGCCCGCUUCCAUCCGGCCUUGUCUAUCGGGACACGAGCUUUCGACCUGCGCGGUACGCGUCACCAGUUGACGGCGGGCUUCCUCACUCUUUUCAUCCGGCCUACCCAGUGGAGGUCCCGCGCGCUACAGCCAAACAGAUUGCUUCAACGGGGCAGGAAGGUGUCCUUUCUCCAAAUGCUGACCUUGGCGGGAUGACGAGCGCGCCGCAAGUCUCCGACUCUGUCGGCCCGACCCCUGAUCAGAGCUGGAUCGCCUACCCUCGAAAUCCCCUGCGUUCCUACACCUCCGCUGUUGCGGAACUCGAUGUGCAUGGAGAGCAUGCAGUUCUGCUUCCCCAGCUGCGGGAAGGGGAAGCCAGCGGUCGAAAACCCGAGCAGACGCCGCCAGGAUCCUUUCAUCCGGGGAAUGGCCAAUGCUCCGGCUUUCCCACCGGACCCCAGGCCCUAGGCCGAUCUCCCAGUUAUCCAGACUGUGAGCCGCGCAGCUCGUGUGCUAGGCCCUUUGCAGGCUUCCACGCCCGGCCUGCGUUCCCCCCUCCACCUCCCGGCCCGCGCCUUGCUGGUGGGCUGUCCCGAGUGUGUCACACUGAUCCCAGGCGCCCCGUUGUCGCAUCCAUGCAGGAGCGUGGCGCUCCGAGGCCGGGCCUUUUCAGCCUUGACCGCCAGAGCGACUCAGGGAUGGAACGACGGGACACUGUGGCACGAGGCAUGGUUCACGAGUCGGGCGGUUUUGCCGGGAAUGCGCCGCUUCGCGGACAUCAACCCGCUCCGCAUGACGCUUCCAACUUUUUUGAGAACGGUCAGGCGCUUCGAGGGAAACCAGGGAACGGUGUGGCACACGGGCUGAAGAGCGGCUCCGCGGAUUUCGGAGCGCGCCAUUUUAAAGCGUCUCGACCGGUGCCCCAGCCUCCACCUCCGGAAUUCCCAUCACACGGCGCUUCGUGUGCGUCUCUACCUCAAGCGUCUCAAGGCGUUGACACGCCGUCACUUGUUUCUCCGUUCCCCCCUUCACCUAACAUUGUGAACGGAGAAAACCCGGAACAGCGCGUCCAGGGGAUGGAAGGCAUGCCGGUGCCCGUCGGCAUUACCUUGGGCGCUGGGAUGACAACGCAGGGCGGCCGAGAUCCUCUCGACUUGGGCGCUAAACAGCACACGACGAAUCCUUCGAAUUCGCCAGGCUUCACGGGCACUGGCGACAUCGGAGAAACGUUCCCUGCUUGUCCGCAGCGCCCGUCAUCUCCGAUGUCGCUCACGCUGAAUCGUCUCCUUGCGGCGUAUUGCGGCCCAGCGCCUGAGAAGUUCCUGGCGUGUCCAUCUGCCGUCGCAGCGCUCCCUGCUGCGUCUUCGCAAGCUCCUGUGCAGAAAGAUCAGCAGCCGCGAGAGGGCCCGCCUGGAGGACCAACUCCAGGGACUGCGGGAGGCGGAAGCCGCGGCGGAGGUGGGAGGCGUCUGUUGCCAGGGAAAGGGGCGCGAAGCACGACGUGCAAUGGAACUCCGCCGGUGAAUCUCGCACCGCGCCUGCAGGCUCGCCACGAACGGCCGGGGUGUUUUACUCCGACCACUCACGGGCUGGGGCUAGGCAAGGCGGCAGUUCACACCAGUCUCUUUCAGCCCGCGGGAGCGUGGCGCGCCCGAAUGCCUCCCCGAGGGAAGGACGGCUCCGCGGGAAAAAACAAGGAAGAGCGGAGAGACUAG
Molecule: messenger RNA, 3906 nt
Organism: Neospora caninum
Lineage: Eukaryota; Apicomplexa; Conoidasida; Eucoccidiorida; Sarcocystidae
Exons: 1
Coding region: 1-3906 (1301 amino acids)
Source: RefSeq, a predicted model, not a curated record